UUACUCAGGUCAUUACAAACAUCUUCGAGUCAAAACCCAGGGGGAAUAUUUUGAAUUUCGGACACACGUCGGACACACAGGGGCUUUCUAUCCUGCCAGGCGAGAGGAACCUGUUUUAAAUCUUCUCUGUUCGGAUAUGUCUGGUCCACUGGAGAGGGUGGUAGCCCAGAAGAAAGAGGCCAUUGAAGCAAUAAUGGAGAUGUUUGAGAAGGGAUCUGAAGUUUUGGCUAGUGCUGUUGGAGAGCUGUGUCCUCUUUUUGAAGCUGCUGCCCCAGUUUUAAGGUUGGUUCUGGACAACGUGGAAAGCAAGGAGGUCAUAUAUGUGAAAGAUCAGUUUCUAGCUGUCAGGAGCAAACUGGAUGUUCUCUCAUCUCAACUGGAAGACAUUAACUGUGAGAUAAAGAAGGGACGCUUAGAUUCUCAAUACUUCUCCGUGGAGGAAAAUAUACUUAACCAGUUUAGAAAAUAUAUGGAAAUACUGGAGGCCAAACCAGAGUACAAAGAGGUCAGAAAACGUGUGUUCCUGCAGCACUUUCCCAAAACCGGAGGAGACAAAAAUCUCUUCACGCUUUAUGAUGCCCUGAUGGGAAACGGCACAUUUGGGGAGCCAGUACUGGAUGUUGUGGAGGAAUAUGAAGCUAGAAACAGAAGAGUGCUGGAAGACUUCUGUGUUAGGCUGAAGGAGCUUCUCUGCCUGGGAAUAAUCGCUUUACUGGGAUAUUACUUUCUUUCUCAGGGUGAAGAGGUGGAGCAGGAGAAGAUUCAAGAAUGGAGCAUAAAGAUCGAAGAAAUUGAGAUGAAGAUGAAGGAGACCAUCGAGAGAUGUGUGAAUUCAUUUCCAGAGCAAGCUGAACUGGACAUCAAGAGACUUGUGAAGGAGAGAGAAGAUGCAAACCUCCAGGAUUUGGCUAAAGAGCUUCUGGAUUUCCUGGUGAAGAAGUACGACUGGGUCAGCUGGUCCAUCAGAGUCAUUACUAAAGAGAGUAAAUUUAGCAACCUGAGAGCCGGACAAAACUUUCAGUGUGUGGCCGGACAGAAAUAUUUUGAAGUUUCUCAAGGAAGCGAAACCAACCUGGUGGUCUCCUACUGCAGCGACCCACAGCCUGUACCUGAUGAAAACAUUAAACAGAUGAUGGAAGGUCCUGCAAAGAAAGGAGAUCCCAAAACUGCAGUGGAGCUUCUGGAGAAGCAGUUAUCUGGGUUUUUGGUUCAUGCUAUCAGUCGUCACAAAGAGAGCUUUGCUGUGUCGAGUUUUCCUGAAGAAUGUCACUACUGGGAAAAGCAUAAGAAUGUAAAUCUGUGUGUGCAUUCCGAAUAAACUAAAUUAAUAAUAUUUAUAAUACCACAGGCUGUUGAAUGCUGUAUUCUGAUUGGCUGAGAAAUGUUCCACCGUGGUAUAAGAGGAAUAACUGAACCCGGUCCUUGGAAUUAGAAAAUAAAUGCACACUGCCGCAUUAUAAUUCAACAGCCCGUCUUCAAUUAUUCCUUACAUAUAUAUGUGGU
Messenger RNA from Paramisgurnus dabryanus, 1503 nucleotides. It is a transcript of the gene rpz6, whose product is annotated as rapunzel 6. The record is from RefSeq and is a predicted model, not a curated record. NCBI's taxonomy places the organism in Eukaryota, Metazoa, Chordata, Actinopteri, Cypriniformes, Cobitidae.